Paramormyrops kingsleyae is the source of this 1407-nucleotide messenger RNA. It is a transcript of the gene ing4, whose product is annotated as inhibitor of growth family, member 4. NCBI's taxonomy places the organism in Eukaryota, Metazoa, Chordata, Actinopteri, Osteoglossiformes, Mormyridae. The record is from RefSeq and is a predicted model, not a curated record. Gene Ontology annotation, biological process: positive regulation of apoptotic process; regulation of DNA-templated transcription. Gene Ontology annotation, cellular component: nucleus.
UGAUUACCAGUUUGCCUGGUGUGUAGAUGAAUAAUAAAUACGUCCCUUUUAAAAGGAUUUGAUAGCACCAUGACGGAAUGAAACCAUAUCCAGUAAACCCAGCCAUACUACCUGGUAGGGCGAGCGCCCGGCGUAGUAUGACACGCCCUCCACCGGAUUGGCCCCGCCCCCUCCUCGCAUAUCCGCAUUUUCCGUCCUUCCUCCAUUGGCUCGCGUGUUCCCUGACCGGAAGUCGUCUUAUUUUUGUUAUCCAAGAUGGCGGCGGGAAUGUAUUUAGAACACUACUUGGACAGUAUAGAAAAUCUGCCAUUUGAACUGCAGAGGAAUUUCCAGUUAAUGAGGGACCUGGACCAGCGGACAGAGGACCUGAAGGAGCAGAUUGACUCUAUGGCACGUGAGUACACUGCCAAUGCGCGGACUCUGUCUUCAGAGCAGAAGGUGUCACUCCUGCGGCAAAUCCAACAGUCCUACAGCAAGUGCAAGGAGUUUGGAGAUGACAAAGUGCAACUGGCCAUGCAGACCUACGAGAUGGUUGACAAACAUAUCCGGAGGCUGGACACGGAUCUGGCUCGCUUUGAGGCUGAUUUGAAGGAGAAACAAAUUGAGAGCACUGACUAUGACUCCACCUCCAGCAAGGGCAAAAAGAGUGAACCAAGGGGCCCCAAAGAGAAGAAAGUGGCUCGAACUCGGUCAAAAGUGAAGAACCCAGAAGAGGAUGGAAGCCCAAAGAAUGGACAAAAGAAAGUCAAACUUAAUCACACGGGGGAGUUCAGUGCACCAUCUGUGAAUUUUGGGAACGUCCAUCCCUCCGAUGUGCUGGACAUGCCAGUGGAUCCAAACGAACCCACAUAUUGUCUGUGCCACCAGGUCUCCUACGGGGAGAUGAUUGGCUGCGAUAACACAGAUUGUUCCAUUGAGUGGUUCCACUUUGCUUGUGUGGGAUUGACAACUAAGCCAAGAGGCAAAUGGUACUGUCCACGGUGCUCUCAAGAAAGAAAAAAGAAGUGACUGAGGUAGAAGCACUCAUUCAGAGGAGGAGUGGAGAGAGAAAGAGAGGGGAGGAGGGGACAGUGUAUGUGCUCCCUCUUCUCACUCAAGUAAUGAUAGGAUCUCCUUUUCCCUCUCUGCAGUAUUUGGUGCUUUUUUUUGUUCUCCUAAUCCCUGUCUCUGGCACAGGGAAGGAAAGUUGCAGGUGUUACUACAGCUGUAUUUUCAGUUUAAGCAUUGUUUUCAGUGACUAUUUUGUUGACGGUUGUGAUUUUUUUUUUUAACUGAGUUAAAAAAACUUAAAUAUAAACAGCAUUAAUCCAGCACUUUCCCCUUGACUGGAAUGUUUAUUAUACUGUACUCUAUCAUAUUGUGUUCUGUUAUUCCAUAUUAUAUUAAACAUCUUGUGUACUGCAUCAA